This is a messenger RNA of Emys orbicularis (European pond turtle), 2358 nucleotides long. RefSeq names its product solute carrier family 25 member 38 (gene SLC25A38). Gene Ontology annotation, cellular component: mitochondrial inner membrane; mitochondrion. The record is from RefSeq and is a predicted model, not a curated record. Gene Ontology annotation, biological process: glycine import into mitochondrion. The transcript has 8 exons. Gene Ontology annotation, molecular function: glycine transmembrane transporter activity. The coding region runs from base 360 to 1274 and encodes 304 amino acids. Lineage: Eukaryota; Metazoa; Chordata; Testudines; Emydidae.
CUUACGUUGAUUCAGAGGAGGCUGACAUGACAGAGCUGUUAUAACGACACUCUCCUGUAUACACCCACCAACACAAGGAAGAGCAAAGUGAGCAACCUGGAAGCACACCGGGGAAAAGGACUAGCAAUCUGGCGUUUCCUGGAAAGCAGAGUGCAAACUGUCUGAAGGCUAGCAGCCUGUAUGCGGACUACUAACGAAAGCCCAGCCACUACCGUGUUAGGUGUUGCUGUUGUGGAAAUGCAUCUGUAAUAUCACACAAACUAGGAUUCCUGGAGUUUAAAGGAAGGAGCGGCUGGGAGAAACAUCUGUUUAACUAUUUAUAAAACAUCAUCCCGUCAUUUCUGUGUCCAGCUUCUUAAAUGAUCCAGAAAACGAGGCCUCCGCUACUCCAGUCUCAAGAUGUAGGAGACAAGAUGGAAACACUAAUGUUGCAUCCAGUGCUAAAGGCCUUUGUGUGUGGUUCCAUCAGUGGGACCUGCUCCACCCUUCUCUUCCAGCCCCUAGAUCUGCUUAAAACCCGGCUGCAGACCCUGCAGCCUUCCAUCAAUGGGUCAGGUCAUGUUGGGAUGGUAGCUUUGUUCAUUAGGGUUAUUCGCACUGAAAGCCUCCUAGGGCUCUGGAAAGGGGUCUCACCAUCCUUCGCAAGAUGCAUCCCUGGGGUCGGGAUUUACUUCAGCACCUUGUACAAGAUGAAGCAGUACUUUCUCUUGGACCGCUCCCCCACAGCCCUAGAGUCUGUCUUUCUGGGCAUUAGCUCCCGUACAGUAGCAGGGGUUUGCAUGUUGCCCAUAACCGUGGUGAAGACACGAUAUGAGAGUGGGAAGUAUGGCUAUGAGAGUGUGUAUGGAGCCGUGAGGAAUAUCUAUCGGACAGAAGGGGCCCGGGGCUUGUUCUGUGGGCUGACUGCAACGCUCCUGCGUGAUGCACCCUUUUCCGGCAUCUAUUUGAUGUUCUACACCCAGACCAAAAAAGUUAUACCUCAGGACCAGUUUGAUCCAGCGCUCACCCCCUUAGUGAACUUCAGCUGUGGAAUCUUUGCUGGAAUCCUGGCUUCAUUGGCGACACAGCCUGCUGAUGUAAUCAAAACCCACAUACAGCUGACACCUGAAAAAUACCGCUGGACGGGGCAGGCCAUUGCCUUAAUCUUCAAGGACUAUGGACUGGUUGGCUUUUUCCGUGGCGGCGUCCCCCGUGCCCUGCGGCGCACUCUGAUGGCAGCGAUGGCAUGGACUUUAUAUGAGCAGAUGAUGGCAAAAAUGGGACUGAAAUCCUGAAGGGCUUGUAGUGGAGGAGACCAGCCUAAGCCCUUCUCCUGUUCAGCUGGUGUGAUUUCCCAGUUCUGCGCGGGUGGAUCUUUGUUCCACCGUGGUAGAGCGAUAACGAUUUCUGAUCCAGAGGACUAGGCUGCAAAACAUGCCCUCUCUGAUACAAAUGCAGGCAGGAGAGAGAAGGUUUUGACCUUGCAUCUUCAGAGUAAAGCAUUCCAGGAGGACCGUAUCAUUCAACUUCCUUGGAAGAUGGGAGGGUUCCAGUGUCCUACGAACUACAUGGUUACGGUAAAGACCGUUGAAAGAAACCCCUUUAGAAUAGUCCUAUGUGCCCUGAGAAGCCUUUGCACAGAAGCUAGCUGAGGCAUUUGGGGAAGAAGUGAUUGGACUUGGACUACAGAACUCUGCAACUUUCUACCGUGGUGGCCUGGGAUCGUAGACUGGGCACACCAUGUGCCAUCUGACACUCGUCCUGUUAUCUGUCAGUGUAUUUUGCUCCUGCACCCAUGGGGAAGGCAUAGAGGAGAAUGCUACGAGGGGCACCAUGUAACAAUUUGUUUCAGAGUUUGCUUAAUGUAUUAAUACGUGUAUUAGAGUGAGAAAGGGGGAAAUGUGUAUCUGAAAGGAAUGCUGGGAAAUGCAGUCUUACCAUACCUUGCACAGUAGCUUUGAUGAUGGAUAAUGUAGCUGGGAACCUAACUGACAUCUCCGUUGUGGCUUGCAGCAAAGGGCUUUACGCCUCUUCCCUUGUGCUUUAGGUUGUAUUUCCCACAGCAUGACCCAAUGUCUUGGAAGAAGACAUUUUCCACUGGCUUUAUUCUUUGUCUAUAGGCAUUUGUUAUGCCUACCCACAUGACUACCAUGGCAGGGCAAAAGCAUUGACUGUCUUGAAAUAUGACUUAGCUAAGAGAGAUGGAAGGCCAGAAAAAGGACUUGAGAAAUGGAGUCUCUUUUUGAAACUCCAUUUGCAGCCUUUCUGUACCAGCUGUUUUUCUUGAACUGUUUAAAUUGAGCUGUAGCUUUGGACCAUUAUCCAGGUUUAACUCCAAAGGAUGUAAAUGCGUCUGUAAUAAAACAUAUCAUGCAAGAA